CUCUUUGUGCCGAAAUAUCUGCUGGGAUUACCAUGGCCUCCCCAUUAUCUUUCGAUCGUGAUCUUAGUCAGAUUUUAUCUGGGUGGAGAAGGCGGAUGCCACCUAGAUCAAGGGCCUAGUUGCACACCACAUUAGAGUGUGGGCUACACGUGUUCAGGCUCUUUGGGGCGAAUGACUUAUUGGGCCUUGACUAUGGCCAGGGCGUCACAGGCUGCCAUCCUUCUUCCUGGGCUUUGUCGGUUGCUUGGGCUGCCUCAAGCUCCCACAUCAAUCUACAGUACUUUUUGAAGAAAAUCAAGGGCUGCGAAAGGUUAUUCUUAACAGACCACAACAAUUGAAUUCCCUUACUCUUGAAAUGAUUUCGCAAAUGAAGAGGGCGCUGGAAGAGUAUGAGGUUGAUGAUACCAUCAAACUAAUAAUACUGAAGGGACAAGGGAAGGCAUUCUGUGCUGGUGGAGAUGUUGUUAGAUUUGUUCAACUCGUUUCGGAAGGACAUUGGAGCUUGGCUGCCAGAUUUUACCAGAAACAACUUUUGUUGGAUUAUCUGAUUGCAACAUACAAUAAACCAUUGGUUGUGCUGAUGAAUGGCGUGGUUAUGGGAGGAGGUGCAGGGCUAUCCAUGAAUGCAAGCUUCCGAGUCGUCACAGAGAACACUGUGUUUGCAAUGCCGGAGGCCUCGAUAGGACAUUUCCCUGAUGUUGGUGCUUCAUAUUUCCUAUCCCGAUUGUCUGGACAUUUUGGUGAAUAUUUAGGACUAACUGGCGCAAAAAUAAGUGGGAGUGAAAUGUUGAAAUGUGGUUUGGCAACUCAUUUUGUAUUUUCCAAGGAUAUUAAAUCUCUGGAAGCCGAGCUAAGCAAGACAGCGCAUGAUGAUGUGUCAACAAUUCCUAGUACACUUGAAAAAUUUAUUCACAAAUCAAAUUUGGAACAAGACAGCGCAUGGACGAGGUUGGAUAUUAUUAAUAAAUGCUUUUCGAAGAAGUCCGUUGAAGACAUAUUAACAUCUCUUGAAACUGAAGUUGUGCGUUGCGGAGACAAGUGGAUGGCCAAUGCAAUCAAUUCCAUGAAACGUGCUUCUCCAACAAGUCUUAAGAUUUGCCUAAAAUCUAUCAGAGAGGGACGAAGCUCAACACUGGAAGAAUGUCUGAGACGUGACUAUAUCGUUUCUCGUCACAUGGUACGAAGAACAUUCAACAACGAUUUUUUUGAGGGGUCGAGGGCAAUGUUCUUUGAUAAAGAUAAAAGACCGCAGUGGAACCCUUCGAGAUUGGAAAACGUUGGUGACGAGUUCGUGAAGAAGUUCUUCAGUGACGUCGAUAAUGAUGAUGAUUGGGAUUGUUUGGCACUCCCAAAUAGAAAAAUCAGAAAAAUAAAAACUUCUAAACUAUGAAUAGGAGGAAAAAUAGUUUAGGUCAUAAUGCACUUUGAUCUAUGGAAGUGGACGAGAACAGUAGUUGUGAGAAAGAUGCAUUAGAAACUCAGUUGAAUGUUACAAACAUUCUAAACUAGAGAUAUAGGGAGUUGUAUUGUUGAAUUAAGUGUGAGUGUCACUGAUGACAAUGUAAGCGUAAGAGUGUUUAACUCUUAUAAAAACUACGUUGUACUUCAAACUGAUGAACUACAAAUGCACUUCUUUGUAAGAAA
Sesamum indicum (sesame) is the source of this 1644-nucleotide messenger RNA. The record is from RefSeq and is a predicted model, not a curated record. Lineage: Eukaryota; Viridiplantae; Streptophyta; Magnoliopsida; Lamiales; Pedaliaceae.